GAAUGUUUUAUUCUGACAGACUUGACUGUGGUGUCUCGCGCCUGUCUGUCUCUGAGCAGCGCGAGCGGCUCAGCUGUUUAAACCUCGGAUGGUUCCGUUCAGCUCCGACAGGUCCAAACUUUAAAGUUAGACCGGUUCGAACCGGAGCUGAAACUUUUAUCUUAGUGUUUCUUCUGUCUUCGUGUUUUUCGCGGGGUUCGGGUCGGACAGGAAUGUGAGUGUCGGGUUCUGGACGGCUUUCGUUCUGGGUUGUAAGAGAAAGGAAGAACCGGACCCACACGGCCCGGCUCACGAUGAGAGCGCUGGUCCUCCUGAGUCUCUGUCUGAACCUCCAUACAUGCCGAGCCCUCCCCAACCGGCUGCCCGACCUCAGCACCGAGCCGCCCGGCCACAUCUCCCUCACCGACCCGCUGCUGGACUACGACCGGCUGGAUGAGGAGCUGGGAGGCGGCGGGGUGCGGAGCGGGAACGGGACCGACGGGGACGUCGUGGGCUGCGGGCCGUGUGAGCCGGACCUGUGCCCGGACAACAGGGGCUGCCGGGCCGGCCUGGUGCUGGACCCCUGCGGCUGCUGUAAGGAGUGCGGGAACCUGGAGGGUCAGGCGUGCGACCCGGGGGACCGGAGCGUCUUCUACGGACUCUGCGGGACCGGGCUGCGGUGCCAGGCGGACCCGCGGUCCGCAGGGGGAGGAGGAGGAGGAGAGGAGGAUGAAGAGGAGGAGGUGUGUGUGUGUGAGCAGCAGGAGGCGCUGUGCGGCUCUGAUGGACUCACAUACAUGAACAUGUGUCAGUUCAGAGAGGCCGCGUUCACCAAAACACACCUGAAGACCAGGGGGCGGGGCCCGUGCAAGACAGUGCCCAUCAUUAAGGUCCCCCCUCACAGCCAGGUGAACCGGUCCGGCAGCAGUCUGGUCUUCCUGUGCGAGGUGUUUGCGUUUCCGAUGGCGCUGGUGGAGUGGAGGAAGGAGGGGCGUGACGUGGUGCUGCCUGGAGACGACCCGCACAUCUCAGUGCAGUCUCGGGGCGGUCCUCUGAAAUUCGAGCUCUCCAGUUGGCUGCAGAUCGAGGGGGCGGGGCCAGAGGACUCAGGAACCUAUCGCUGCAUUGCUCGUAACAACCUGGGGUCAGUCUCCGCCUCCGCGGUGCUGGGCGUGCUGGGAGCAGAGGAGCUGUCGUCCUAUCUGGCCAAUAGCGUGUCAGAGAUGAAGCAGCUGAUGGAUGCCACGGACUACGAGCAGGACUUUUACUGACCCACAGGUGAUGUCACUUCCUGUGGUCGGUGGGAUCAGGUGAUCGUCGUCAUAUUAAAUAUUAAUCAUGUUAUGGGGACGCUGUGACACGGAGCCUCAGCAUGUUGAGCGUGUUGUCGACGUCGCAGGUUCGAGCUCGAGUCGCGUGUCCGUAAAACUUAUAUAAAUAAAGUUUAAAACAACAAACAGUGUUUGUGUUCCUUCAUCACAUGAC
This is a messenger RNA of Larimichthys crocea (large yellow croaker), 1464 nucleotides long. RefSeq names its product kazal-type serine protease inhibitor domain-containing protein 1-like. The transcript has 4 exons. NCBI's taxonomy places the organism in Eukaryota, Metazoa, Chordata, Actinopteri, Sciaenidae. Gene Ontology annotation, biological process: regulation of signal transduction; regulation of cell growth. The record is from RefSeq and is a predicted model, not a curated record. The coding region runs from base 294 to 1250 and encodes 318 amino acids. Gene Ontology annotation, molecular function: insulin-like growth factor binding. Gene Ontology annotation, cellular component: extracellular region.